Molecule: messenger RNA, 1923 nt
Organism: Pleurotus ostreatus (oyster mushroom)
Lineage: Eukaryota; Fungi; Basidiomycota; Agaricomycetes; Agaricales; Pleurotaceae
Exons: 2
Coding region: 1-1923 (640 amino acids)
Source: RefSeq, a predicted model, not a curated record
AUGCCAGGACGCGUCAGGAUGCUCGGCGACGCGGACGUACUCGGGCUCAACUGCCUCAUUGCUGGCGACGGGCUCAACAACGUCUUCCAUGUUCGAGUGGGCAAACGGUGCACAGUCGCGGAGUUGAGGGCGAUUGUCUGCAGAGAUGCGGCCGUGCGGGCUCGAUUCCCAGAUAUUGGCAUAGAGGGAAUCGUCUUGUGGAAGGUGUACGACGUACCACAGAUCCUGCUUCCCCCUCAAGGCUCGAGGACCAACAGGAGUCGUUUUGGGGAAGCCAGCGAACCUCUGUUACUUGCCGACAUCUUCCGGGACUCGCCCGUACAUGAUUGCUUGCACGUACUGGUGCAGCGGCUACGGCAACUCGACGCUCAUUCUAGCCCGCAGGAGACUAACGAUGCGCUCAGGCGUCCGUCACCAAGCGGAACACCAUACCCCGGCCCUGGUUGGGGAGACGGUGGCUACUCUGCGCCCAUCGGUCGGCCAUCUGCACUUGCUCUGAAUUCGGACCCGUGGUCGGGGCCGCCCGCGCUUCGCAGUGCUCCUGUGGGGCACCUACAGCAACGCUCGGCGAACAUCUCGCCAAACUCACUAGCGUACAGUAAAGCAGUCGGUGGCCAGACAUCUCAUAUGGCUAGUGUAUGGGGAAUUGAUGGUGCGGACCCGUCAAGUACACAGGUACAGCAUGCCGGAUCAUUUACACCCAGUUCCACAUUUCCUUCGUGGGGCCUAUCUUUAAGUGCACCGCGAUCAGCAGCAUCGUCGCCAGGAAGGACUGCGUCUUCUACACAUCAGGAGCAUCUGGAGAAAGCCAUAUUUGAACUUGUCGAUGAAGACGCCCACGAUACAUCAGACAGUCAAAUGCAAAUGCACUCUCCUACGCCAGUUGACCGUAUCAAACCUUAUAAUCGAGGCAGCCAGGCAUUCAAUUCCCCUCCCAUUACUACCAAUCUCCACGCCUCCCUCACGUCUAGCCCACAGUCCUUACCCGUUCUAACGUACAAUAAUACCCCUCCGAUUUCGCCGUUACGCAGUACCCCGUCAUGCGGCAGUGCCUCCCCCGUGAGCGAUACGGUGACUUCUUCGCCGUUCCUCAGCAUCUGGAGCCUCCCUUCCGACAUCACGAGCCAUACCUCCCUCAUAGCGUAUUUAAGACGCCUUAAGUCCAUUGCCCGUUUCCAUCUCAUCAAUAUGUUUCGCACGCGCCCGGCUGGACAGCAAGUCUUCUGGCUAGAAUUCGCUAGUGCCAACGAAGCCGUGCAAGUGCGCGAUUUCUUGGUGGUCAAGAAGGCGUCUACCGGCGAGCUAGUGGAAUGCCCGCUUGUUUCGGAAGAAGAAUACCUCGCCGCGUCAGAGAUGGCAGGAGAAGCAGACAAGUGGCCGAAUCCCCAUGGAUUGACCAACAUUCCUGCCCGCCCUACUGCAUCGGUUAUCCCACGUCCCCCGCACGUCAUGAAUAAUGCCCAAGGGCUUCCUGUCAUGUCACAGAUGCAGUUUCAGAAGCACCCACCGCAGCGGCCAACACAGGAUGUCUCCGCACUUGCGACUCGGACGCGCAGUCUAGACCAACAAACAGCCCACAGCAUCCCCACCUUCCAUAGCCCGGAGAGAACCUCUGGGACCUACUCCACUAUACCAGUACGAUCUAUACCAUCGCCAUCGCCAUCAGCACUACCUCAUCGAUUGGAAACGCUACCCGAGGAUGCUGAAGCCUCGGAAUCCGAGACGGAUGAGACGGAUGAGCUCUGUGAAGCUCAGGCUAGUCCUACAAACCUUCAGAGCAAGACCCCCCUCAUCGGUGCCAAAUCCCUGUCUUCCCUCGAAGACAAUCACACCACCCCCACACGACCUCAGCAGCUGCCACGAAUCGGACGAGUCCAACGCAGCGUCUCUGUGCCCACCAUUCUCUCUGCUCGAUUGGCUUGA